Molecule: messenger RNA, 1755 nt
Organism: Chaetomium strumarium
Lineage: Eukaryota; Fungi; Ascomycota; Sordariomycetes; Sordariales; Chaetomiaceae
Product: TLC domain-containing protein
Exons: 4
Coding region: 201-1619 (472 amino acids)
Biological process (GO): ceramide biosynthetic process
Cellular component (GO): membrane
Molecular function (GO): sphingosine N-acyltransferase activity
Source: RefSeq, a predicted model, not a curated record
UUGGGGACUGCGCGCCGUCCUUCAUAAGGCGCACCUUCGUUGACCCCUUUACCAAGAUAGGCAUUGGCCAAUUCGUGGUUGUGGUUGUUCGGCGCACCUCGACCGAGGAGUCCAUUCUCUAGACUCCUUUGUCCACCCGACUCCCGACCCCUAGGACCAUCUCGACGGGUCUCAUCGGGUCAUUGACGGACGAGGCGAUCAUGAGUUCCUCUCCUCAUUCCGGCACAGGCCAAGCCACCGAGACGGCAGCGCCGUUCACUCGGGCGCCACGGAGGACUGGCAAGCCCCAGCACAUGAACGGGCCGCUCUAUAAACAGGCAAACAGCAAUGUCGUGCUGGUUCGCCGUCCCAAGAGGAAGGAUGAAGGCCCAAUGAAGCAGCUUACCCGGUGGUUUGUCGACAACCAGAUUGGCUUGUCGUUCAACCUCCUUGCCCUCCUCUUCCUCGCCCAUGGCAUGCCCCGCGCCAGAGACUACACAGCCAAGUACUUCACUCUCUCGUACUACAACCCGAGCACGGAAAAAUAUGGGCUGGGCUGGGCCGAUGCCCACCUUGUCCUCUUCUGCGUGGUUCUCUUGACGGGCCUGCGCGCCGCCACCAUGGAGUACAUCCUCGCGCCCUUUGCCAAGUCGCAGGGCAUGUCCAAGCGGAAGGACAUAACCAGGUUCAGCGAGCAGGCCUGGAUGGUGGUGUACUACUCGGUGUUUUGGCCUCUCGGACUGUACAUCUACCGCCAGUCGCCGGCCUAUCUCAACCUCCGCGAGCUGUGGACUAGUUGGCCAGACCGCGAGAUCAGCGGGCUUAUGAAAGGAUACAUCUUGACGCAGCUCGGCUUCUGGCUGCAGCAGAUGAUUGUCAUCAACAUCGAGGAGCGGAGAAAAGACCAUUGGCAAAUGUUCAUCCACCACAUUGUCACGAGCGCCCUCAUGUAUGCCGCGUACCGGUACGGCCACACGCGGGUGGGGAAUCUCAUCCUGGUCCUCAUGGAUGUAUCAGACCUGGUACUCGGGAUUGCCAAGUGCCUCAAAUACCUUGGAUACCACACCAUUUGCGACAUCAUGUUCGGCGUUUUUGUGUUGUCAUGGCUGGUCGCUCGGCACGUCUUCUACCCGAUGGUGUGCUAUUCUGUGUGGGCUCAUACGCCCGAUAUUAUGCCGACUGGCUGCUUCAAGGGCACCAAGGAGAACCUCACCGGGCCCAUUGAGCCACCCACGGACAAGGGCGCCAACUACCUCCUAGAACCGCUAUGGGACUCGGAAAGCAUGUUCUGCUACAACGAAACGGUCAAGUGGUCGUUCCUGUCGAUGUUGCUCUUCAUUCAAGCCCUAGCUCUUAUGUGGUUUACGUUGAUUAUCCGAGUCCUCAUCAAGGUGCUGAACGGAUCCUCCGCCGAGGAUGUCCGGAGCGACGACGAGGGCGAGGACGAGGAGGAGUAUGUCUAUGAGGAAGCGCAGCCGCUCGAGGAGGAGGUUGGCGUCGAGGAGAUUGACCUCAAGAACUGGGAGCGGAGGACGGGCGUGAAGCGGCAGGCGUCGGCCACUACGGGUGUCAGCCUGCCCGGUCACAGCGACCGCAAGGAGCUUCUGGGGCGGAUCGGCUGCGAGAAGCAGGUCGAUUGAGGGGUUCUGAUGGUCAGAUGUUGAUUGCCAAUUUCCUUUUGCCGAGCGCAGCCUGGGAAAUGUUAGCGGCCGGGCUGCAGUGGAGAAAAGGGCAGUCAUAGCCGGUGUCUGGGUGGCUUUAGACUAUGGGAAGUAU